Aureobasidium melanogenum CBS 110374 is the source of this 918-nucleotide messenger RNA. RefSeq lists its product as uncharacterized. Gene Ontology annotation, molecular function: phosphoprotein phosphatase activity. Lineage: Eukaryota; Fungi; Ascomycota; Dothideomycetes; Dothideales; Saccotheciaceae. The coding region runs from base 1 to 918 and encodes 305 amino acids. The transcript has 3 exons. The record is from RefSeq and is a predicted model, not a curated record.
AUGAGUGAAUACCAGGAAGAAAAGGCACCACCUCUAACGACCAUAGCCAAUUUUCGUGAUGUUGCGAGCUUGAUCGAGAAUAUAAAACCCGGACUGUUAUAUCGGAGUGCGAAUCUUGAUGAUGCAAGUUUAGAAGACCUCGACAAUCUUCGUGAAAGAUAUCGGAUAAAAUCAAUAAUAGAUCUACGCGGCAUGAAUCCAUGGCCUAUGAUCUCUACCUGGCAAUUGCCCGGCAAGCACAACUCCGACUAUACUUACCAAUACCCAGAUUGUAUUGCUUGUACCAGCAUACUUGGCCUCCGAUUGCAUUACAUAGCCCUCGCUGGUCCACAAUAUGGCAAGUACGUGGCUAGUCAAAUUGGCUUCUGGAACAAGACAAAAGCGAUUGCGGAAAUUGCCUUUAUGCCAGAAAGCGGCGUCAAGAACUACAAGAAGCUUGUCGACACAAAAAUGUGCAAAGAACGUAUGGCUAUACCGGAAGCCAUCAUGGACCACUCCUUCCCACAGAUCAAAGCUGUCUUCAAGAUCUUGGUGGAUCCGUCGUCGUAUCCAGUCUUGGUCUUGAACAGAUAUGGCACGGACUUGGUGUCGAUGAUUGUUUCAAUGGUCUUGUUCGUUCUGGAUGCAGACACAGCCAGCAUACAUCGCGAUUACAUGCAAACUUACGAGGAGCUAGCUGACUCCAAACAAGAACGACUCGAGUAUCAAAGAGGCUUGGGAGUUGCCAACGAUAGUCUGGUUGAUGCUUACAUUCCCUUUGUCAACUCCCUGGACAAGUACAUACGCGACAAACACGGUGGUAUCGAACAAUACCUGUGGAAGAUUGGCAUAACUCAGUCUGAGCUUCAGACUCUCAGAAAUACACUGCAGUCCGGUUCAAGCUUGUCGGAGAAGCAAGGGUGGCUGGUCGACGUCUAA